Salvelinus fontinalis (brook trout) is the source of this 5837-nucleotide messenger RNA. RefSeq names its product 5-hydroxytryptamine receptor 1B-like. The transcript has a single exon. The record is from RefSeq and is a predicted model, not a curated record. NCBI's taxonomy places the organism in Eukaryota, Metazoa, Chordata, Actinopteri, Salmoniformes, Salmonidae. Gene Ontology annotation, cellular component: plasma membrane. Bases 495 to 1637 code for a protein of 380 amino acids. Gene Ontology annotation, molecular function: G protein-coupled serotonin receptor activity. Gene Ontology annotation, biological process: vasoconstriction; chemical synaptic transmission; adenylate cyclase-activating adrenergic receptor signaling pathway.
CUCCUCGCCAUUCAACUGAAGCAGCCUGUAAGACAACUCCAGGAGACAAGGAUUACAAUGCAAAUGGUAAGCUUGCAGUUGCAACAUUUGUCAAAUGGCUGCAAGUCAUUGUUCUUUCAUCAGUCUCAAGGUUUAUUUUGAUAAACUUUCUAUAGACAUACUAUUUAUUUUGUUCAGAUAGCUAAACUGUUACAACAGUUGAGGACAGACGUUGUUAUACAUUUUCCAGAGAACAUAAUGGAUAUUUACUUCAAAAUCCUUUUUUUACAUCAACAAUUAUAAUUGGGUCGCUUCUGCGAUGAAAAAAAAAUGAAGAAGAAACGGACAACAAUGUUUCCUGUCCCAAAAUACUUUACUAGAUUGAUUGAAAUUUAUUAAGAAUAAAAUGGAUGUUGGAGACUUGGCAACAUAAGAAGAAUAUCCCUUCUCUUUGGACUGACCACACUAUUUCAAAAUGAUUAAUAAAUCAGUGAUGGAGAAAAACGACUAAGGGGAUGGAGCGUCAACUCCAGUCAACUCUUGCAUUAUAUGGACAAAUGAUGAAUAUCACAAACGAUACCAAUGUGACAGAAUCUUCAGAGCUUGAUGAAAAUGAUGAGAGUUUGGCGUAUCAAACCAGUUUGGCAGUGAUUCUCUUCGUUGUCACACUCGCUACUACUUUAUCCAACGCAUUUGUCAUUGCAACGAUUUAUCAGUCUAAGAAACUGCACACCCCAGCAAACUUUCUCAUAGCGUCUCUAGCUGUCACCGACCUCUUGGUGUCCAUUUUGGUGAUGCCAAUAUGCGUCCUGUACACGGUGAGUCACACCUGGACUUUGGGACAAGUUACAUGUGACAUUUGGUUAUCCUCAGAUAUAACAUGUUGCACUGCUUCUAUCCUUCACUUAUGCGUAAUCGCUUUGGAUCGAUACUGGGCAAUAACAGACGCCGUUGAGUACUCCAAAAAGCGCACGCCAGCGCGCGCGGCGGGAAUGAUCGUGACGGCUUGGGUCAUCGCUAUCUCCAUCUCCCUGCCCCCGCUUUUCUGGCGCCAGGUGAAAGCGGAGGAGUUAACUGAAUGCAAUGUCAACACGGAUCACAUUUUCUACACUAUUUACUCCACGUUUGGAGCAUUCUACAUCCCUACUCUGCUGCUUAUUGUGCUUUAUGGAAGGAUAUACUUAGAAGCACGUAAGAUCAUUUUGAAACAGUCACCCAAAAAGGUAGGGAAAAGACUCACUUCAGCGCACCUGAUCACCAACUCCCCUGGAUCUGUGGCAUCGACAUCAUCUACUCAGUGUAAAAUACACGAUACCCACUUCAGUGACACGGGGUCCUUGGCAAGUAAGAACCAUGUGAAAGUAACCGUGUCUGACGCACUUUUGGAGAAGAAAAAAAUAUCAGCUGCUAGAGAGAGGAAAGCGACCAAAACAUUGGGAAUAAUAUUAGGCGCAUACAUUAUAUGCUGGUUGCCCUUUUUCAUAUACACCCUGGUGGUGGCCACAUGUGAAACUUGUUUUUACCCUGAGUUGUUUGACUUUUUCACCUGGCUUGGUUAUCUCAACUCGUUAAUCAAUCCAAUUAUAUAUACCAUGUCCAAUGAUCACUUUAAAAAAGCUUUCCAUAAACUCUUACGCUUCAGAUUUUGCAUAUCCUGAACAUAUGUCUUCCAUGUCCUAUUUUGUUUGCAUUAUUGCUCUAUACAAUACAGCAUACAAUACAGAUACCCCUGUGUGGUGUUAUAUCUGUAAAUGCAUUCAUAUGAUGCAAUUUAGGUCACGAUAAGCCUUUAUGAAAUGAUGGUAUUAUGGGGACCUCAAUUUUUACACAGUAGCUAACGUUACAAUACUCAAAUUCAGGUUUAAUAUGUAAUAUAUACUUAAGCCGAUUAUAAUAAAUUGUGAAUACAACUGAACAAAAAACUGGCAGUUGGAAUAUUCAGAUUUGUUAUUUGUGUUUUGCAAGGGCUCCCAUUUGGGGAUUAUGGUGGCUCGCGGCGCAUUGCGCGUUAUUCCCUGUGCGACUGACCGUUGCAUUUCAGAUCCGCUGCAUCAUUAGUAAUAGCCAUCCAAACCAGACUCGACUGAAACCAUUACUUCUGUACAUUGGCUGGCUAUGACAUUAUCCACUGGGAACAGACGUCAGUUCAGCGUCUAGUUUUGAUUUACAUUUGGUUGAGUUGUCAACUACCGUGAAUUCAACAUGAAAUCAACAAAACAUUUCACCAUGUCAUUGGAUUUAGGUAAAACAUUGUGUGAAAAAAAUACAAAAUGCCCUUACGUUGAUGACUUUUUGCAAAUACAAUCAGUUUUCCAUGUUGAUUCAACGUCAUCUAACAGAUUUUUGGGGUUGAAAUAACAAGGACACAAAGUUGAUUCAACCAGUUUUUGCCCAAUCAUAUCAAUAAUCGAAUUUCUUUGAUGCGAUUAUUUCCUAACAUGAUGAUGUGUUUUUUAUGUUUUUGUUUUGCAUACACUAGUGUGUACAUAAUUUACGUUUCUUUUUCAUUGUGAAACUGUUACACGGAGAUAAGGAUCUUACUCUAUUCUAUUUAUGACAAGGAUGGACACACCGUGAUGGACACACCGUAAAAAAUAUACAGUUGUUUCAACUAAUUAUUAUUAAGUAACUGGUUCCACAGCCUAUUUUAGUUUACUAACCUUUUCAGUUAAAGUGUUAACUGAACUUAAAAUGUUUAGUAGUGCCAACUUUAGAAAACUUGGGCAAAAAAUUCAGUAAACAUCAAAUUAUGUGUUUGUUCAACUUGUCUCAUAUGUUCAUACAACUAUUAUUUGGGCAUCUUAACUAAAAAAGUCUGUGUAACUGGUUACAGACACAAACAUUGCUUUUAACAUACAACAUUUUCAACAUACACUACCGGUCAAAAGUUUUAGAACACCUACUCAUUCCAGGGUUUUUCUUUAUUUUUACUCUUUUCUACAUUGCAGAAUAAUAGUGAUGACGUCAAAACUAUGAAAUAACAAAUAUGGAAUCACAUAGUAACCAAAAAAGUGUUAAACAAAUCAAAAUAUAUUUUAUAUUUGAGAUUCUUCAAAUAGCCACCCUUUGCCUUGAUGACAGCUUUAAACACUCUUGGCAUUCUCUCCACCAGCUUCACCUGGAAUGCUUUUCCAACAGUCUUGAAGGAGUUCCCACAUAUGCUGAGCACUUGUUGGCUGCUUUUCCUUCACUCUGAGGUCCGACUCAUCCCAAAACAUCUCAGGUUGAGGUCGGGGGAUUGUGGAGGCCAGGUCAACGCUCCAUCACUCUCCUCCUUGGUAAAAUAGCCCUUACACAGCCUGGAGGUGUGUUGGGUCAUUGUUCUGUUGAAAAACAAAUGAUAGUCCUACUAAGCCCAAACCAGAUGGGAUGGAGUAUCGCUGCAGAAUGCUGUGGUAGCCAUGCUGGUUAAGUGUGCCUUGAAUUCUAAAUAAAUCACAGACAGUGUCAGCAGCAAAGCACCCACACACCAUAACACCUCCUGCUCCAUGCUUUACGGUGGGAAAUACACAUACAGAGAUCAUCUGUUCACCAACAUCGCGUCUCACAAAGACAGUGGUUGGAACCAAAAAUCUCCAAUUUGGACUCCAGACCAAAGGACACAUUUCCACCGGUCUAAUGUCUAUUGCUCGUGUUUCUUGGCACAAGCAAGUCUCUUCUUAUUAUUGGUGUCCUUUAGUAGUGGUUUCUUUGCAGCAAUUCGACCAUGGAGGCCUGAUUCACACAGUCUCCUCUGAACAGUUGAUGUUGAGAUGUGUCUGUUGAACUCUCUUAAGCAUUUAUUUGGGCUGCAAUUUCUGAGGCUGGUAACUCUAAUGAACUUACAGUGCAAAAGUAUUCAUCCCCCGUGACGUUUUUUUCUAUUUUGUUGCAUUACAACCUGUCAUUUAAAUGGAUUUUUAUUUGAAUUUCAUGUAAUGGACAUACACAAAAUAGUCCAAAUUAGUGAAGUGAAAUGUAAAAAAUAACUGUUUAAAAAAAAAAAUACGGAAAAGUGGUGCGUGGAUACGUAUUCACACCUUUUGCUAUGAAGAGCCUAAAUAAGAUCUGUUGCAACCAAUUACCUUCAGAAGUCACAUAAUUAGUUAAAUAAAGUCCACCUGUGUGCAAUCUAAGUGUCACAUUAUCUCAGUAUACAUACACCUGUUCUGAAAGCCCCCAGAGUCUGCAACACCACUAAGCAAGGGGCAUCACCAAGCAAGCGACACCAUGAAGACCAAGGAGCUCUCGAAACAGGUCAGGGACAAAGUUGUGGAGAAGUACAGAUCAGGGUUGGGUUAUAAAAAAAUAUCAGAAACUUUGAACAUCCCACGGAGCACCAUUUAAUCCAAUAUAAAAAUACAAAGAAUAUGGCACCAUAAAACCUGCCAAGAGUGGGCCGCCCACCAAAACUUACGGACCAGGCAAGGAGGGCAUUAUUCGGAGAGGCAACAAAAAGACCAAAGAUAACCCUGAAGGACCUGCAAAGCUCCACAGCGGAGAUUGGAGUAUCUGUUCAUAGGACCACUUUAAGCCAUACACUCCACGGAGCUGGGCUUACAGAAGAGUGUCCAGAAAAAAGCCAUUGCUUAAAGAAAAAAUAAGCAAACACGUUUGGUGUUUGCAAAAAGGCAUGUGGGAAGGAAAACGCUAUGCCUGGCGCAAACCCAACACCUCUCAUCACCCCGAGAACAUCCCCACAGUGAAGCAUGGUGGUGGCAGCAUCAUUCUGUGGGGAUGUUUUUCAUCGGCAGGGACUUUCAAACUGGUCAGAAUUGAAGAAAUGAUGGAUGGCACUAAAUACAAGGAAAUUGAGACUGGGACGGAGGUUCACCUUCCAGCAGGCCAAUGACCCUAAGCAUACUGCUAAAGCAACACUUGAGUGGUUUAAGGGGAAACAUUUAAAUGUCUUGGAAUGGCCCAGUCAAAGCCCAGACCUCAAUUAAAUUCAGAAUCUGUGGUAUAACUUAAAGAUUGCUGUACACCAGCGGAACCCUUACAACUUGAAGAAGCUGGAGCAGUUUUGCCUUGAAGAAUGGGCAACAAUCCCAGUGGCUAGAUGUGCCAAGCUUAUAGAGACAUACCCCUAGAUACUUGCAGCUGUAAUUGCUGCAAAACGUGGCUCUACAAAGUAUUGACUUUGGGGGGUGAAUAGUUAUGCACGCUCAACUUUUCAGGAUUUUUUGUCUUAUUUGUUGUUUGUUUCACAAUACAACAUAUUUUGCAUCUUCAAAGUGGUAGGCGUGUUGUGUAAAUCAAAUGAUAUAAAGCCCCCCAAAAAUACAUUUUAAUUGCAGGUUGUAAGGCAACAAAAUAGGAAAAAUGCCAAGGGGGGUGAAUACUUUCACAAGCCACUGUAUCCUCUGCAGCAGAGCUAACUCGGUCUUCCAUUCCUGUGGUGGUCCUCAUGGGAGCCAGUUUCAUGAUAGCGAUUGAUGGUUUUUGCAACUGUACUUGAAGACACUUUUAAAGUUUUUGAAAUUUCCGUAUUGACUGACCUUCAUGUCUUAAAGUAAUGAUGGACUGUUGUUUCUCUUUGCUUAUUUGAGCUGCUCUUGCCAUAAUAUGGACUUAGUCUUUUACCAAACAUGGCUCUUCUGUUGAACACCCCUACCUAGUCACAACACAACUGAUUGGCUCUUAUGCAUUAAGAAGGAAAUAAAUUCCACAAAUUAACUUUUAAAAAGGCACACCUGUUAAUUGAAAUGUAUUCCAGGUGACUACCUCAUGAAGCUGGUUGAGAGAAUGCCAAGAGUGUGCAAAGCUGUCAUCAAGGCAAAAUGUGGCUAUUUGAAGAAUCUCAAAUCUCAAAUAUAUUUAGAUUUAUUUAACACUUUUUUGGUUACUACAUGAUUCAUAUGUGUUAUUUCAUAGUUUUC